UUAGCGGCCGCUGCAGUCACGUGGGGAGGGCGAGGCAAUCGCCGUGCGGCAUAGCGUCACUUCCGCUGCGGAUGCGCCACUUCCGGGUUUGCGGGCGCAGCGAGGACCGGGUAGUGCGACGUAGGAAUACAGCAUAAACCAUCUAAGCAACCAUGCUAGCCACAAGGCUAGUGUGCCUGAGGGCAUUAUCAUGUCAGACUAUCCGCCCUACCAUUACUCAGGCCUCCCCAGCUCUGAGGAACUCCAAUAUAAAAGCAUACAGACUGUGGCAGCCUAACCAGUGUUAUGCCACCAGAGUGAGAACAGGUGUAAGGCGUGGAAAAAUUGGACAGGAAAUUAAAGAAGCAGCGUUUGAGCCAUCUGCAGAAACUGCAAUUAAAGCUGAUCGCCUGGGGAAGUUUAUUGUAGCUGGAGGGGCUGCUGUUGGCCUGGGCGCUCUCUGUUACUAUGGAAUGGGCAUGUCCAGUGAGAUUGGAGCUAUUGAAAGAGCUGUUAUUUGGCCACAGUACGUGAAAGACAGAAUUCACUCUACCUACAUGUACUUUGCGGGAAGCAUUGGCAUGACGGCGCUGUCUGCUGUAGCUGUAAGCAGAUCUCCGGCACUCAUGAGCCUGAUGACAAAAGGCUCCUGGCUGGCAAUAGGUGCAACUUUUGCAGCCAUGAUUGGUGCAGGAAUGUUGGUCAGAUCCAUAUCCUAUGAACAUAGUCCAGCAGCUAAACAUUUGGCUUGGAUGAUGCAUUCAGGUGUCAUGGGUGCGGUGGUGGCUCCUCUAGCCUUCUUGGGUGGUCCUUUGCUGAUCAGAGCUGCCUGGUACACUGCUGGAAUCGUCGGAGGGCUCUCAACUGUGGCCAUGUGUGCUCCAAGUGAAAAGUUUCUGAACAUGGGAGGACCACUUGGAAUAGGCUUAGGCUUUGUUCUUGCCUCUUCAGUUGGAUCCAUGUUCUUGCCACCUACUUCUGCUUUUGGUGCUGGCUUGUAUUCGGUAGCCGUUUAUGGUGGAUUGGUUCUCUUUGGCAUGUUCCUGCUCUACGAUACACAGCAUGUUAUCAAGCGUGCAGAAACUCUUCCAUAUUAUGGAGCAACAAAAUAUGAUCCAAUCAAUGCGUGCAUGGGUAUCUACACAGAUACACUGAAUAUCUUCAUUCGAGUGGCCACCAUGCUUGCAGGUGGUGGAGGUAGCAGGAGAAAGUAAACCAAGACUCCUCUUUGCAGCUGUCCAGCGGCAUACUUAAUGCACAUACUAAAUAAAAAUUCAUGGUUACAAGCAGUUUUGCUGCAGUUCAGAACCUUAAAGCAUUUCAGCCUGUUGUUUCAGUGCAAUGUGAUUCAGACUUAGUUUUUCUUCAAGCACUUUCCAGCUCUGUGUUUAAAAUAGGGUAAACUGCUUCUAAUUUUACAUUAUUUUGGGAAACUAAAUUAUUUUUAAUAUAUGAGUAAAAUAGUCUAUCAACUUUUUAAUGAGUCUGACAGCACUUCAACUCUGACUCUUUUUUUUUACUGUUAUUGCAUAGUAAAAGAAGCAAUACCUAGACCGGUAUCUUGUAUGCAGAUAGUGACACGAUAUACUUCAUUAAAUGGUGUUGAGAUGCAUCAGUUUUCAGUUAAGAUUGUAUAAAUGAUAUUUUAAUGGCACAUUAAGAAGAUGAACAAAUAGAUACAGUGCUAACUACAGUAAAUGGCUUCUGCCUGGGCAGAAGCUCCAGAAAGGUUUAAGCAAUUGUCAGAAAUGCUUUGGAAUUGAUCACAAGGUGACCAAAACGUAUAAAGGAGACAAGAUGAGAAACUCAUGUUGCGUUUGUCCUAUGGGAACUUCAGUCUCUUUGUGGAGUACACGCGAGAACUCCUUGCUUUAAUGUUGACUAAACAGAAUAGCGAGGUUCUUUUGAUCCUACAUCUAUCGAAUAAUGAUAGAAGCGUGUGUGUUUUCCAGAGACUAAAUUUCAGUAUUGCAGAUGGAGCCCUGUCCCUCAGGAGAGCUCCUGGUGCUCAUCUCUUACAAUCUUGUACAAUUGGCACAGGAAGAGGGAAUUCAGGAUGGCCUGC
This is a messenger RNA of Cuculus canorus (common cuckoo), 2044 nucleotides long. RefSeq names its product growth hormone inducible transmembrane protein (gene GHITM). The record is from RefSeq and is a predicted model, not a curated record. The transcript has 9 exons. Lineage: Eukaryota; Metazoa; Chordata; Aves; Cuculiformes; Cuculidae. Bases 153 to 1193 code for a protein of 346 amino acids. Gene Ontology annotation, cellular component: mitochondrial inner membrane.